AUGAUCCUCUACAGCAAGAACUACUGGGGCUUGCCCCUGCUGUGGCGCAUCUAUGGCUCCGCCUUCCCGCGCACCCUCCCCUUCGCGCUGGUGAGCGGUGUCAUCACGCUGAUCCUGGAGUGGACGGUGGCCGAGGACAAGGACGGCGUGCCCAGCACGGCGCGGCGAUGGUGGGAGCACCCCUACCCCUACCAGACCUUCGCCUUCAUCGUGGGCUUCAUGCUCGUCUUCCGCAGCAACUUCGGAUACGGGCGGUACUGGGAGGGCCGCACCACGCUGCAGCUGAUGUCCGCCAAAUGGAGCGACGCCGUGAUCCAGGUCCUGAAUUUCGACUUCGGGACGCUGCCGCCUGACCUUGACGACGAGGGCAAGCGGAGGGCACGGCGCUUCGGCGACACCUUCGUGCACCUGAUGAGCCUGCUGCACGCUGUGGCGGUGCAAAACCUGAGGAAGGACUGGGAGCUGGACAACCUGCGGCCGCACGACCAGGGCCAGCCGGAGCCCCCCAUGGACCCGCGGUACAUCAAGGACGCCACCAAAAAAGGCAUGCGAUACAUGACCGUCAGCGACUUCACGCACCUGCGGUCAGGAAAGAAUCACAUCAAGUUGUAUAACUCAAUCAUGCCCCUGGGAGUGGUGGGUGGCAUAACUGAGGACGAGUUUGUGGGACUUGGGAAGGACUUGAAAGAUUCUGGCGAUGAGGACCCUGGCGGCCUGUCCAGGGGGGCUCGGCUGUCCAAUGGAGUUGUCGUUCCUGGACCCGCAGAACGCGUGCAGGUGGUGAUGUCAUGGGUGCACCAGAUCGUUUUGGAGCGCCGCCGUGAGGGUGGACUUGCCAUCGAGCCCCCGAUCUUGACCCGUGUGUACCAGGUCCUGUCAGAGGGAAUGCUUGGCUAUGAGCAGUCUCGAAAGAUUAUGGACACGCCUUUCCCCUUCCCAUGGGUGCAAUUCGUCACUGUGUGCCUCCUGCUGUAUGCCCUGACGGUGCCCAUCGUCAUCUCUGCCUACAUCACUGAGGACUGGCUGGCUUUUCUUCUGACGAUCUUUGCUGUAAUGACAUAUUACGCGCUUAACGAGGUGGCCCGUGACCUUGAGGACCCGUACGUGUACGACCCCAACGACCUGCCCAUGGCGCGCCAUCAGUACGCCUUCAACGAACGCAUCCUGUCCCUGUCUGGCACCAAGCGGCCAUUCAGCCCCACAGAGCUGGGCAUCGCGCGGCUGCGGACCAUCGUGAGGAGGGACAAGAAGCCAGAUGGUAGGCAAGUGGAGUUGCCAUUGAGGGAUAGGCACCCGACCAAUGUGCCCUCCAUGCCAUCUGUGCCAUCCUCACAAGAGAACCGCAUUGGCGGUGUGUCCAGUGUGGACGUCCGGCUGUUUGCCAAUAACGAGGAACCCGACCUUAACCAGGUACUGGCUCUACAGCUCAGCCCACACGAGUCGCGCACCGGAAGCCAAUGA
This is a messenger RNA of Ostreobium quekettii, 1461 nucleotides long. NCBI's taxonomy places the organism in Eukaryota, Viridiplantae, Chlorophyta, Ulvophyceae, Bryopsidales, Ostreobiaceae. The record is from the annotation of a GenBank genome assembly.